AAAUAUAAUAUUUAUUGUGCAAUAGACUCAGAUUGAGGUCUGUUUAUUUAUUUAUUUUUAUUUAUUUAUUUGUAAAUCGUUGAGUAAUAUAUAAUAACUUUUGUUUGUUUUAAUAAAACUUUGUAUUUGUUGCGUGUCUCAGAUUGAAAGGUCAAAGGUCGGAGGGAGGGGGCGGAGCUGGGGGCGACCAGGAAAUGUCAUCCCAGGUUAAUCCGAACCAAGCAUGCGCAGUAGAAAUUACUCCUGAAAUAGCCACUUAUCAUCCAGCCAAUUAGAAGCGUCCACUGCGCGGACCAAUCAGGGACCAGUGUGUGUGAUGGAGCGAGCCAGCGGCGGUUUACCUGCUCACUCCGUGUCGGUACCGGCGUCCGUUACCUCCCCGGUGGCUUUAAAGCGUCGAGUUCAAACUCACCGGAUGGAAAGUGACACUAGACCGCCAGCCUCGCACCAGAGCGGAGGUUAAACUUCCCCAAAGUUCCGGUUCCGUCAUGGCCCGGACCGGCUCCGGCACCGGCAGCGGCUCCGGGACGCUGCUGUGCCGCCGUAACGCGAAGCUGGACUCGUUCCUGAAGCGGAACACGGAGCGGGCGGUGUACGAGCGGAUCCGAACCCACGAACCGUGCGUGGUGGUGUCGGAGACCGUCAACAAGGUGUAUAUGUACGCGGUCCUCACCGACGAGCGCGUGUACCUCACCGAAUACCCGCCGCGCACGCUCACCACGGCCGUUAGCUUCGGGCGCGUGCGCGACAUCGAGCUGGUGAACGACCUCCCAGAUUUCCUGAGGGGGAAGGACAGAGAACGCUGCCAACACGUGCGAAUCACCUACGUCGCCGAAAAGCCCGCGAGGAAGGGCCGCGAUUGGUUGAGGAGAGACAAGGGGGCGGGGCUUCCUCCGGCGGGUCCUUCGUCCCGGAGAAACAGCCACUGUGCAGCGAUAACGCCCACGUCAGAAGGACGUCCUGCAGAGAGCAGCGACGUUCGCUGGAUGAAGGACGAGCUGCAGCCGGUUCUGAAGCCGGGACGCUCGGCUUCCUGCCCCAACCCCGAGACUCUGGGCCUCCUGAGGGUCCCCCGUCCCCCCCCCCAGCCUCCCUCCUCCUCCUCCUCCUCCCCCACCUCCCCCACCUCACCCACCUCACCCACCUCCCCCUCAGACACCAGCCUGAAGACCCGCGAGUUAGUUCAGGUACCGUGGAGGCUCGGCUCGGUCCUGUCCCGCCUGCUGAGGCGAGACGGGGCGGCGGUCGCCGUGGAGACGGAGCGGGAGGCCCAGCUGCAUCUUUACGCCGUCUCGCCCGCGUCCCGGCUUUACCUCCACCUGCAGAGCUGCUGGAACAGCUUCAUCAUCAGGUCCACGCUGAUGUUAGACCCUCGCUACAGGACCAGGCUCCUGGUUUCAGCCGAUCCCUCUGCUCCUCACAUCAGCUGGGAGAGGACGUCUCACCUGUUCAGUCAGCUGAGCCGUGAGCUGCUGCAGGACGGGAUCAGCGUGGAGACGUUGUACCUGCUGCUGCAGGAGCUGAGAACGGCCGCUCACAGAAACGUCAUGCUGCGCCGCCUCUUCUGGAGGGCCAGCGACGUGUGCGUCUUCAUGGUUCAGACUCUGGAGACGUGUCUUCACGGUUCUCAGAGUCCCAGCGGAGUCUACACCUCAGAUCAGCUCCUACUGAGCUCCCUGAUCGUCCAGACUCUCACCAUCAUGUUCAGGGAGACGGAGGUGGAAGCUGCCAGAAUCAACCUGCUCUCAGCCAAGAAAGGAGCUCUGGCCUCCAGGAUGCUGCUGGCUUUAAUAUGUGAUCCACAGCCAGAGACCCAGAGCCCGGAGUCUGAGGCGGAGUCUGAGCUCCAGACCUUACGAGCCGAGUACCUGGACGCCGCCUGCUCUCUGCUCUUUGAGCUGCUGCUUCUGGGCCACGAGACCAACAGGUGUUUCUCUGCUGAUAACUUCCUCUGUGUCGGCUGGAUUCUCCGAGUCCUGCAGCCUCAUCCUCACCUGUUGUCCUUCAUCGGUUACCAGGCCCAGCAGGUGGCGCUGGCCCUGUCGGGUCUCGGCGGCUCGGCUCUGAGUCCGGUCCAGUCCGUCCUGCUCUUCCAGCGCUGUCGCCUCCUGCUGGUGUGUCUGCAGUACAACAACCAGCUGGCUCAACACCUGCGCACACACUUCAGAGAGGAGUUCAGGUACUUUGUGAAGCCGUCGUGUGCGGAGGAGAAUCUCCCGCCUCAGUAUCCGAUCAGCCGCCCGACGCUGCGACUGGUGCAGCACAUCCUCCAUCUGAUGCUCAACAGAUGAUCCGGUGUUUGUUUUAUAACCCCGGGCUGAAGGAAACUGUGCCUUUAACCAUUUCUUUACCCGCUCUGGGCUCGGACGGGGCAGGUUUCAGAGAACAUGAACAAACGUUAAAUGUAAUCUGAGUCUGUUUAACCUGUGAAGUGUGUG
Molecule: messenger RNA, 2438 nt
Organism: Mugil cephalus (flathead mullet)
Lineage: Eukaryota; Metazoa; Chordata; Actinopteri; Mugiliformes; Mugilidae
Gene: c22h12orf56
Product: chromosome 22 C12orf56 homolog
Exons: 14
Coding region: 489-2291 (600 amino acids)
Source: RefSeq, a predicted model, not a curated record